Messenger RNA from Penaeus indicus, 2965 nucleotides. RefSeq lists its product as uncharacterized. Bases 862 to 1887 code for a protein of 341 amino acids. Lineage: Eukaryota; Metazoa; Arthropoda; Malacostraca; Decapoda; Penaeidae. The record is from RefSeq and is a predicted model, not a curated record. The transcript has 6 exons.
UGCCGUCGGGUGAGGUCGCUUUGAUCCGACUCGCAGCCAUGUGUGAGUCUAUCGUGUAGUGUGUAUAUAUAUCUCGAUCGCAUCUCCGUCAUUAAUGGCUAACUGAUUGCCUAAGGAUGGAGAAGUGUCUACGAAGAUCAAAAGGGAUCACGGUCUUCAACAUCAUCUUGAUAAGGAUGAUAAAAUGACACUCCCGAACCCCCUAAAUUAAGAAGCUAAUCGUUCGGCAAUAGAAUUUCAAACACCAGAAACCGUCCUUCUGCCACUCACGUUCUUGCAUCACCACGGUUUGGAAUGCCAAGGAACGAGUGCCACUUGAGCGCCCCGCAUACCAGUGCCACGCCGGAGGAGUGACGCACUGACCAACGCGGUGCCGGACCAUUGGCACUCGAGACUUCCAUCAGAUUUCAACGAGAAUAAUAGGACGUUUCGAGUGACUUCUGUGAGGAUGUCAGAGGGGAUGUCAGGAGCUAAGUCCAGUGCAGAGAAGGCCAGGCAGUCACGUGUCUAAGGGGGAGUGCCAGUCGAGUAGCACCUUCAAGAAGUGAGUGUCGAGGAGGAGAAGAAGGUGGAAACUGAAAAUGCUUUAACCUCCACCGCAUAAAAAAAAUCGUAAAAUUGACUUACAAAACUGACGACAUCAAAACCGAAGUGAAAACAACACAAAAAAAAGAAAGAAAAUCACCCAAUCUGAACUUGAACCUCCCCCCCCCAUAAAAAAAGACAAAGAAUAUAUAUAACAAAACCAAAAACCCAAACAAACAAAGGACAUAAGAGUGACCAAAAAAGGGCAUAAGAGUGACCCCCCCAAAAUAGGGCAUAAGAGUGACCCAGGAAAAGGUGCCCCAAAACACAACGAAAAUGGUGGAUGGCCGAGGAACCGAGUCUCAGAGGCUAGACUGCGAGGUGGGGGGCGUACAUCAUGUGGUGUACAAGUGCACGCCGAAUGUACACCACAUCAUACGCACACAAGUUGGUGAACGUGGCAGGGUUCGGGACGGGCGCGUGUUUCCCUACGUGGCUCACUACCUAUCUACAGGUGACAUGCUAUAUCCUGCUCACGAAGGAGAGGUGAUGGUCAGUCGUCUCCUUGAGGAACUGACCCGACUUGACCUGGUAAAUGACCUACUUCACGCCAGGGGCCCCGGGAUGCCCUCUCUGACUUCCUGUGUUCCGAGGUCAUUUCAGUCAUCUAGCAACGGCAGCCGCAGGUUCACCAUCGGCGGCGGCGACGGAGACACCCUCAAAGUGCACACCCGCAGGCGACGCAGACUCUCCUUCGCGGGCCUCCUCACCCACAUCUUCCCCGCCCACAACGGCUCCACCUCCUCCGUCUACCGCCCGCCUUCCAACAAGGGCACAACGCUGGUGGUGGUGACAUGCUCCCUGCACCGCGCCACGGAGGUCACGGUGCACGGGCCGGCGGAUUCCCUCAGGAGUCUGUUCCCCGGGACGCCCGUGCUCACCAGCGACGCCACGUAUCCCCUGCUCGACUCCCGCGCCUCCCCGAGGGACGUGGGCGCCUCGGACCUGCUGGCGGCGCUCAGGGAAAAGGGAUACGUGUCCACCGUCAGGUCGUCCUGGGUGGUGCCGCACACAGGGGCGCUCAUGACCCAGUGGCUGGUGUACCGCCGGCGAGGAGGCUGGAGCGGAGGAGUCGGAAGCAGCAGGACACUGCCUUCCUCGAAGCGGUCCCUCCACCACGCCGCCUCCACCACCAACGUCCUGAGCGCCAGCACGGAGGGCGGAGGAGGCCUGGCCGAAGGCGGCGGGGCAGGGGGGACGCUCAGGCACCGGCUGAGGAACCGCAGCAAGUCCAUCAUGAGUCUGGCCACGGAGCAUCGGCCGACGCUCACGCUCAAGCGCAUCCUUAGCGUGCUUCUCUGAGAUCCGAUGGCCACGCCCCUUCGCUCUCCAAGUCUUGGGAUCCUUUUCUCGCCAUCUCCAAUUCCACUUUCGCCUAAACAUUCAACCAUAUUUUUCACAAUUUUUUUCACACCUAUCUACAGCACAUAUCUACGACUUGUCUCCACCAUCGCCCCCUUUUUUCCAAAAUGCUAGAGCCUCAAGACCUAAGAAUACCCACACUGCCUCUCUCUCCCCCCCCCCCAACCCACAGCAUCUACGAGCGGGACGGCAUGUGGGGCAUCCUCCGCCCUCUCCUUGCACCAGGGACAUCCUCAUCUCCCCCCCCCCACCCCAUCCGCUCUGUGGCUUGUGAUGGGGGAGGAUGCCAGUCUCUGUGACAUCAGUACGAAAAGCUCUUCAAGUGUAUAAGAGUUUUUUUCAGUACGGUUUUUUCACUUUUGAAAAUGGUUUUGUGGUCCUCGAAUGCAAAAUACGUAAAGGAAGGGAGCAAUAAAUAAAUGGGGGAAGUGGAGAGAAAACCAUGACAAGUAUUUCUACGACUCCAGCCACGUUACCAAAUAGAUCCUAUUUACCAACGCGACGCUUACGUGUUACGGGCGCGCGCAACCAGCACAGGUCAAUGAUUUAAUUACAUGUAUUCGUUUUACAGUUUGAUCUUCUUGAUCUGUCUCCUUUUCAUAAGUAUUACUUGUAUUACUUUCAUUUAAAUUGAAGUUUCAUUGGCAGGUAUCAUAUAAACUUAAGGCAGACGAGUCAUCCUUGGUAACUUACACAUUCUAACUUGCCAUGGAAACGCACGACAGAUGGUUGCCGAAGUCAUUGUGAUAUUUAUAUAUGGAUAUAUAUAUAUUUGGUGUUUUUAUAAUGCUGCCAAAAAUGAUCGUAGGUUUACUAUUUGUAUAUAGAACGGAACUGUGCGAUGCCAGUGACAGUAUACAACUGCAGUGUAGAUUAAAUAAUGUAAGAAUACCGCAGAGGGUAUAUAUAUAUAUGUGUUUCCUCGAUGUUUCCCUCAGGUCGUGUUCCUGUGCGUGAAGAAUGGUGCCUUCGUCUGACAUAAAUAUACAUAUCUUUAUGAAAUAAACACAAUAACCGA